Messenger RNA from Colletotrichum gloeosporioides, 2049 nucleotides. RefSeq lists its product as uncharacterized. The record is from RefSeq and is a predicted model, not a curated record. Gene Ontology annotation, molecular function: protein binding. The coding region runs from base 1 to 2049 and encodes 682 amino acids. Lineage: Eukaryota; Fungi; Ascomycota; Sordariomycetes; Glomerellales; Glomerellaceae. The transcript is spliced from 3 exons.
AUGUCAGUUCAAAGUCUCCCUGACGAAAUCUGGCUCCAGAUCGCCGAGCACCUUGACUCGACCCCAAACAUCGCCGCUCUAUGCCGUGUCAACCGUAGGCUUUGCGGCAUCCUGCAGAGAGACCUUUUCCGCGACGCCAUCGACAGAGAUCUUCCCGAGAUCACGACUACCGCUGCGGCCAAUGGCCAGCUUGAGGUGCUGAAGACAGCCGCGGCCUUCGGCGCCGACCUUGGCCGUGUGCGCCCCGUCGAGCCGUCUGUCGAAUUACUGGCCAGCUUCGAACAGUUCGGAAUUGACUCUUUUUACUCGACUACAUGCUGGGGCACGCCACUUCAUCUUGCUGCCAGACACGGUCACAUGCACGUGGUGAAGUGGUUGAUCGAGCACGGCGUCAACAUCAAUGCGCCGGCGCGAUAUCUCUGUCACUGCGUCUCGAAUCAGCAAAGCACUCAAUGGACAAUGACAAAGAAAAUCUUCAGCCAGCGUAUUGCGUGGACGCCACUGCAUCAUGCGCUUUGUGGAGGGAAUGGUGAGAUUGCGCGGUAUCUCAUUUUGGCUGGUGCUUCGUAUUCUAUGGUGGUGCCAGCUACAUCGCCAUCCUGGCCGGACUUUGACUUUGAUACCGUAAGCUCUUCAUAUGGAAGUACCUCUUGCGUGGGGCUGCCAGCUAAUCAAAUCUCCAGGACCGGAGAACGCCUUGGUCAAGGACCUGAGGAUACAAUGUCUGUAGCCAGCAAAGCCAGUCCGGAAAUCUGGCUCGAGAUUGGUUAUUACGUUGACUCAUUUCACGGGCUGGCCGCUCUCGCACGGGUCAAUCGAAUGCUGUACAGAAUAUUCCAAGUCGAACUAUACUGUAAAGCCGUCGGAGAGUCAUGUUCGGAAAUCACAGUGCUUGCUGCUGCCAAGGGCAAUCUGGAUACUCUCAAAGUCGCUGCGGCAUUCGGUGCGGACAUGAACAGAGUCUACGCCACCCCAUCCCCGAUGUGGAACCGCGACGGAAGCCGAGAACCGAUUAGAAUCCCCAUCGAGCAGUGUUGGGCAACCCCACUGCAUCUUGCUGUUCAACAUGGACACGAAGAAGUUGUCAGAUGGCUUGUGCACGUGCAGAAAGUCAAGGUCAACUCUCCUGGUCGGUUCCUAUGUCCAUGCAUGCCUGCAAUCGUUUACCUUGGCAGUAAUUUCAAUGGGCCAAGAAAUAGCAUUGGAGCAUGGUCGUCGUAUCCUGUCUGGACGCCUCUACAUCUUGCCAUUUGUCAGAACCAUGCGUCUAUAGCGCGCGAGCUUCUUGAGAAUGGCGGCUCCCACGACACACUCAUCGCUCGUGAAAACCUACCCCCCUUCGAAAAUGGGGCUUGGAAGGUGUUUUCAGUCCCUGAUCAGCCUUACUGGCCACAAAUGUACGCGAGGGAUCACUGGAAAUCAGUACGAAAUGUCAAACUACCCCAUAUUGCCGCGCUGUCAGGGUCGGAGGCCAUCAUGACACUUGUCGUUAGAGACUUUGGCGGAGAUGUUAAUGCGGCGGAUGCGUCUGCCGCAACACCACUUCACUACGCCAUCAUCGAAAAGGACGGAAUGAUGAUUCGUCAUCUUCUAUCAUUGGGUGCGGACCCAGAUUGUCAACAGAAUUAUUUCCAGCAUAGCGUGCCAACGGGCGGCAUGCGUUGGGGCGCGCUUGAUUUUGCUCUCCGAUUUGAGCCAAGACUGGCAAGCAUGCUCCUUGAACAUGGGGCUUCGGUGUGGAAUCCAAGUCCUAGGUCUGGACCCAUUGAAUCUUCUUUGAAGAACAUCAUCUGCUAUCACGAUGCCAACGCUGUUCCUCUGGAUCUCCGCCUUCUUCUCCGACUCACACGAGAACAAGAACGUCGACGAAGUUUGAGCACCUGGGCUGCUUUCGAAUUCCGUCUCGCCGAGGAAGAGAUUCAGGCUACGUUUUUUCGAGCCUGCCAAUCUCUCGCUUUCGGUAUACAAGACCUUGAAGCCUUCGUUGAUGAUGGAGAGCUGGAGCUUGGAAGCACGCCAAUGAUUACAACUCAGUCUGCCGCCACAUAA